AUGCUAGCGCCGUGGUGGACGGCGCUGCUGAUCGCCCUUCCCUCAUUAGCAGUUGCGGAUUACUGUAGUAGCUACGCGGAAUGUGUGGCAGUUUCCCGGUUAGAGGAGCGAUUAUGUUUGGGAAACUCGCAAAAAAGGCCGUACUGGUUGCCCGAAUCCACCGAUCCACACAAUUGCCACGAGCAGCUGAAGGGCGACUAUCAGAGGCUUGAACGCCUCGAAAUCGAGCUCGACACGGCCUUCGUCAACUGCAUGGCCGGUCAGAAUUCGACACAGGAAUCGCCCUCCGAAUGUCCACGUCUUGAGCGUCAAUCGCCAAAGUUUGUCGCCGGGCGUACGAUCGACUACGUACCGACGUGGUGCUUCACCGGAGUGGACAGAAGAAUCGCUCGACAGUGUGGACCGCUGAAGGGGUGCUGCGAGGCUGUUAAUGACUGCGAAGCUCUACUCACCAAUUCCCCCGAAUUCGACCGCAUCAAAGCGGCCGCUUUCGAGAUGAGAAACAGGGCAGAGCACUGCGAGAGAGGCAACCAACUUCCCGGUCUGCCCGACUUCCGCUCAACCGUCCAUUCGAAGAAUGGCCUCCAGGAUCCAUUCGAGAGGAAACCGAUUCUGACGCCGUCGGGGACGAUUACCAUUACCGUCACGCAGUCGACGGCCAGCCCGCCGACGACUUCGGGAAGUACGGAGGAAGGCCAUGAAGCCACCACCGUAACCUCGAAACCAUUGAAAGUUGAGGGUGCAUCGACAACACCAGCUUCCACAUAUAACUCGGCGAACUCGCAAAUCUUCGACCGUCUCGACAAACACGAGAAGCAAGUGAAGGAGCUGCUAGAGAAGGAAGGAGUCGAAGGAGGAGAAGGACUGCUCACAAAUCAGAAGGGAGAAGCCGUAGAGCAACCGAGGUUGACGUUCCCGCCAGGCACGAUUGGCCAGGGCGCCGCCACUGAAGUCCAGGUGCCAGCAAGUGGAAAUAAGCUCGAAGAGACCGAAGCCGAUUUUGGACUGUCGAUCGAGCGGGAGGACCAGGCAAUCGACCAAACGCUCAGCUCCCUGUUCCGCGUGGCCGAAAUCCCGCCAGCAAGCGAAGGCCUUGCCGGAGAAACGGUACGCGCUGAAGCCCACUUCGGGCGCGAGCCGACGUACACGCGAGCUGAUGCUCAAUUUGACGAUGAUGGUCGAGUUGUUACCGAGUCGGCAACUGUAACCUCCUCCCCCGUCAUCUUCCUGCCCGAACCAGGAAGUGAUGGCGUUCGCCGCUCGCCGACUAAACUUGGAUGUGGCCUGAAGCGGCUGCACGCCAGCAAGACGAAAAAGAUGGAGAAAAUCCUGAGCUUGCUGGGAGAAAACGAGGAGAGCGCGGAUAUGCAGGAAAUCAAGGAACUCCUUGACAACUGGCAGCACGACGUGCGCGGGCGAAUUAUGGACGCUAAACUGCGAAACAAGAAUAAAGCUAUCGGCCAAGCCCUCGACAAACUGAUCGACCACUUUGACCAGGUCAACCUCGGGUUGCUGAAGCAGAACAUCCAUGCCAACUUUGACAAUGCCGAUUACCCAGAGGAAGAUGCCCAAAUCGCCGCGAUGGAGUGCGAUCCGCUGGAUGAUGGCAGCGGUGAUGGCGAGGGAUCCGGCAGCGGCGAGCCGACGUUCACCGAUGCGUCUGGAGAGCUUGAGGGUUCUGGAGAAGAAGCCCUAACCACCACCGAAGAGCCCCCGAGCACCCAAGAAACCGAAAAUGGAGAUAAGAUCAUUAUGGAAGACGGCGUUGAGAAGCUCGUCAUCUCCGGUCAUAACCUGCAAAUCGACAAAAAGCCCGAGAACGAGACCGAAGAGACCGGCCCGACCAGCGAGUGGCUGCAAAAGUACCGGGCCGAGGUGGAGAAGCAGCAUAAAGAUCGUGAAGGACCUGGCAGCCGAAACGAGUCAACUUGCGACGUCUACAUGAGGUGCAGGAAUCAGAUGCAUCUCGCGCUUGACGGUUGCGCAUGGCGAUUCGCCUCCGUGAAAAUUCUGAUGUCGCUGGCGGAGAGCUCGGAAAGUCUACUCUAUCGCGGCGACGACUUGUGUGAUCCGCAAGACCGACCCUACUACGAGUCACUCUACAACCUAAUGAUCAGAAGGAACGGCAAAAUCCGCCAGUGCCUGGACAAGAAAAACGAGAACAUCUUCGACAAGGUCGUCUGCAUCCCGUACGGCCCAGAGAAGGCGGCAACGUACGACGAGGCGCUACUUCGGAUCCUGUCUGCAGACUAUCAGAAGAGCGGCGAAUGCUUCGCGGACGCCAACUUGAUCCAGGAGAAGUGCAGUCGGCUUCGUGAGUGCUGUCCGCACUUUGAUCGG
Molecule: messenger RNA, 2340 nt
Organism: Mesorhabditis spiculigera
Lineage: Eukaryota; Metazoa; Nematoda; Chromadorea; Rhabditida; Rhabditidae
Source: the annotation of a GenBank genome assembly